AUCCCGUUUUUCGAUGAAAAUUGACGGUUUUACCGAUAAAUUAGGGUCGCAAUUAUAAGUAUUACUGUGGGGGAUCUCCAUCACCUUCAUUCUCCUUUCGAUCGCUUCAAUUUGGUUCCUUUCGUCUCUUUCUCCAUCACCUCAAUCUAGGGGAAUUCUGAAUUCAUCAGCAAAAAAAAAAUUGUAAAUGAUUGUAGGAGCACACUAGAAUCUCUUUCAAGUACUAUUUGUGUGUGAUUCGAGAAUGUCUUAUGAAGAAGUUUUGAAGGCUGUUCUUCCUUUACUUGAUGGAAGAGACCUUGCCUCUUGUAUGGUGGUCUGUAAGCAAUGGAGAGACAUAGCUGGAGAUGAUUACUUUUGGAAAUGUGCCUGUGCCAAGAGAUGGCCUUCUGUUUGUAAGCAGCCCAACCCUCCCACCACAACCUAUUACAAGCUAUACCAGACCUUUUAUAGGAGGCAGGAUUGCCGAACUCUUCUCCCUCCUAGACUUUCCUUUGAUGUUCUGGAAUUCUACAUUGACAUUUGGGCUGAAGAUAAAUUAAUUUUCUCUGAAGUGGUUCCUGGCCCUAUCCUCCAGGCUGGAAUCAAGAGCCCACCCACUGGAAUAUGCGAUUUGCUUAGGUUUCAUCUUGAGGGUCCUGAGUAUAAGAUGACCUUACCUGUUGAGCCAAGGUUCACUGUCCCUUUGAGCCAGACUGUUAGUGUUUCAGUGCUUGUGGGGCGGAAGGAUUUCAAUAAAGUUGCUUGCAUAAUUAACAAAUCUGUGUUUGAUUACAUAGAUCGAACAGCAUAUAGGGCCUUAGCAUUUGAUUACCUAGACUUCUCCCCAGACUACCCAUUCGUUUCAGGAGUUCGGGCAUGGAUCUCUUUGCUUUUCAUGGACAAUGGCAAUGAUGGUCUCAUUGAUGUUUUUGGGAUUGAAAUGGAUUUCUGUGAUGUUGCCGAUUCUAAAGAUGCGGUUUUAUGGCUAUUAGACAUGCUUGAUUGGAAGUGAAGAUAGAUGUUUCUUGCCUCAUGGGGAGAAGAAGCCCCAGACACUUAAUGUAAUAACGUCUUGUAUGAACUGUUCUUUUCCUUGGGGAUGCUAUCUACUGAGCAUAAUUCAAAUUCCCCUGCCCUGUCCCAAGUAACAUUGUUUUCCAGCAUUUUGAAGAAGUUUGUACAUAUCUUUUCUGUUAAUUAUCGCCAUUAAAUAUAAAUUGUUGUUGUAUUUUGCGUAUGCACAUGACUCUUUUCUCCUUUUCCAUCAGAAGUUUGAUUGUACUUUAGUUUGUUCUGUGAAGGGUUUGUGAUCAAAUGUGCGGCAGGCAUUGUAUGUUUU
Rubroshorea leprosula is the source of this 1321-nucleotide messenger RNA. NCBI's taxonomy places the organism in Eukaryota, Viridiplantae, Streptophyta, Magnoliopsida, Malvales, Dipterocarpaceae. The record is from the annotation of a GenBank genome assembly.